This is a messenger RNA of Limulus polyphemus (Atlantic horseshoe crab), 1814 nucleotides long. RefSeq names its product cytochrome P450 315a1, mitochondrial-like. Bases 71 to 1309 code for a protein of 412 amino acids. The record is from RefSeq and is a predicted model, not a curated record. NCBI's taxonomy places the organism in Eukaryota, Metazoa, Arthropoda, Merostomata, Xiphosura, Limulidae. Gene Ontology annotation, molecular function: heme binding; iron ion binding; monooxygenase activity. The transcript has 6 exons.
GUCCAAUAAACCUAGAGCAAUUAUUUGGAGAAUAAAGAAAAAAGUAACUCGUUUUUAGCAAAUUUCCAAUAUGGGUUUAAAAGCAUCUCUUAAAGUGUGUAAUUCUUUUUUUUUAAAAGAGUUACGGCCUUUUCUAAACAACUUUAUUUUUCGCUUAUUACAUCCAACUGUCGCACAAGAAAAUUCUACUACAAGCACGACUUUAUCUCAACCUUUUGAAGUGAGGUACCCGUUCCGUUACCACAAACCACCGACAGAGGCUUCCGGCUCCAUGAGCUACGACUCGAGCAACCCGUACGACAGCAUACCUUCACCGAAAGGCUUUCCUUUGUUCGGUACAAUCUUCAGUAUCUUCUUUAGAGGGGGUGCUCCAAAAAUCCAUGAAUAUUGUGACCGGCGACAUAACGAAUUGGGUCGUGUCUAUCGCGAGAAGCUGGGGGUUGUUGAAGCUGUUUUUGUGGCCGACAGUGAACUUAUUCAACAGAUUUAUCAGAACGAGGGCCGCUACCCCAUGCACAUGGUCCCGGAACCUUGGAUAAUUUACAAUGAGAUCAACGGUAUUCAAAGGGGACUUUUUUUUAUAUCGUACGUGAAAGAUAAUAUUAAAGAACUCUCUUCCAAAUCCGAAAUGGGACAACCGAUAGAGGGCGCCCUCAGCCAGUUGUUAUUUCACGACAACUUGGAUGAGGAAGAAGUCGUUCGAAUCGUUGCGGAUCUUUUUCUUGCUGCAGCUGACACGACGUCGCAUGCCACACAAUGGGCACUCUAUAUGCUGGCAAAAAAUCCCAAGUUCCAGGAAAGACUUGUAGAAGAACUGAACGGAGUAGUUCCUUCUGGAGAAGUCGUUGGAGAAUAUCAUCUCCAAAAUCUUCGUUUUCUGAAAGCAGUCAUCAAGGAGACUCUCCGAUUAUAUCCGGUGGCCCCCUUCCUAACGCGGACUCUGUCGCAAGAUGUCGUUCUGAAUGGCUACGAAAUACCAGCGGGAAAGCUAAUUCUCAUGUCGCUGUACACAACAGGAAGAGAUCCUAAAUAUUUUCCAAACCCUAAUCAAUUCGUGCCUGAUAGGUGGCUACGCAAUCGGGACAUUCAUGACGUCAUCAGUACCUUUGCGUCCCUACCUUUCGGCUACGGUCCUCGAUCGUGUAUAGGACGUCGAGUAGCAGAGAUUCAAAUGGAACUUCUUCUGGCAAGAACAGUCCAGGCAUUCCAUCUGGAAGACGCUAAUAUGAGAGACGUAGGGAUCAUCAUGAGGAUGAUAACGACUCCCGAUGAACCAAUAAAACUACGUUUGAGAGAUCGGAUCGAUUGAACAUUUUGGUUUAACAAUUAGUAAAUACCUCCGUUAUCAAUGGGAACUUUAAAUGUCUCCUUUUGUAAAUACAGAAUUAUAUGAAACUGUAUCUCUGGGCCACAACGUACCGGUUACUUUAGUUAAGGAUAACAAUGAAAUUCAAAUUAGCUCAUUCAAUGCAGUCAUUCUUAUGUUUUUAGCAGUAGUAUAAAUACAUAGUGGUUUUAAUGAUCUUAGUACUAUAGUCUUUCCGUGCAACGGGACUUCUAGAUAACUUAGUGAUGACGCUAGAACACUUCAAAAAAAAAGAAAAAAAGAAAUUAGUGUUAAGAUUAAAGGUAUUUUAAUAUCGGGUAAUUUUUAUUUUUAUUUACUUAACAUCGUCAGAGUUCUUGUAAACGUACGUCUAUAUUUUAUUUUUACUUAUUUGUAGUAUACGUAGAAACAUUUAACUGUUAGUGUUACCAUCAUCCCAUUUUAAAGUUCCCCCAACUUAGGCAAUAAAAGCUGGUAUGUAAUUAUA